Molecule: messenger RNA, 537 nt
Organism: Cotesia congregata
Lineage: Eukaryota; Metazoa; Arthropoda; Insecta; Hymenoptera; Braconidae
Source: the annotation of a GenBank genome assembly
AUGGUCUUACAUAAUACUGAUGUGACUUUCAAGUCAUACAUUUACGUCACUGCUAAUUUAUUGGCUAUUUAUUUUGUUAUUUAUCAGCACUUACAUUUAAAUUUGGUAGUUUCGAGAUCCGCAUUUGAAACUUAUUGGCCUACGUCUUCAGGUCCAAAUGUUUUGAUUUUUACUCGGAUCAAAAAUAAAUGGAGUAAUAUUGAUCAACAAAAAUAUACUACUGGGAUUUCAGACAGAGAAGUUCAAGAAGUCCUUGCAGAUAUAAAAGAUGAAAUCCUAAUACUUAUUGCUAAUUACUUACUUUACCUUUCUGAAGAAUUAGCAGCUUUGGCUUUAUUUGAUUCGAGUGUUUCACUGGAAAUAAAAAUUAGAAUGGCAACUGCUAUAAAAUCCCGAGAAAGUAAUCUAAGUCAUUUCGUUUCUAAAAGAUCAUUGGUGUUGUUUGAACGAUUUGGAUUGUUUACUGAGUUUCUUGAUGUCGACAUCACUUUAUGGUCUAGUCACAGAAGCUUUCAUAAAAAAUAUUCAAUUUUUUAG